AUGGGCUUAGUUUUUGGAUUUUUUGUGCUUUUAUUUGCUGUUUCGGUUCUGCCUUUAACUACACUCCUCGCUAGCUUAUUGCUUGGAGGUUCUCUAGGCGGAGUAACUACAAAUUUCAACUUUUUGACAUUGCCACCAGCAACACCACUGGUUACGAUACCAAGUACAACUCUGGCGCCUGUUAUUUCUGCCGCACCAAUUAUUGCAACAACCACAAAAGCUCCAACGACAACAAUACGUACUACAACACCACCAACAACGACCUUACCAACCACAACACCAUCAACAACAACGUUACCAACAACAACGACGGUACCAACCACAACACCAACAACAACCACGGUACCAACCACAACACCGACAACAACGACUGUACCAACCACAACACCAACAACAACUACGGUACCAACCACAACGCCAACAACUACAACAGUACCAACCACAACACCGACAACAACCACGGUACCAACAACAACACCGACAACAACGACUGUACCAACCACAACGCCGACAACAACAACGGUACCAACCACAACCACGGUACCAACCACAACACCGACAACAACGACUGUACCAACCACAACACCGACGACAACAACGGUACCAACUACAACGCCAACAACAACGACAUACCAACCACAACGACCACCAACAACAACGGUACCAACUACAACGCCAACAACAACGACAGUACCAACCACCACACCGACAACAACGACAGUACCAACCACAACGACAGUACCAACCACCACAACGCUACCAACAACGACGGUACCAACUACAACGCCAACAACAACGACAGUACCAACCACCACACCGACAACAACGACAGUACCAACCACAACGCUACCAACAACGACGGUACCAACUACAACGCCAACAACAACGACAGUACCAACCACAACACCGACGACAACAACGGUACCAACUACAACGCCAACAACAACGACAGUACCAACCACCACACCGACGACAACGACGGUACCAACUACAACGCCACCUACAACGACAGUACCAACCACCACACCGACAACAACGACAGUACCAACCACAACGCCACCUACAACGACUGUAACAACUACAACUCCGCCAACAACAACAGUCGUAGUAACGACACUAUCAACGAGUGGUAUUGUGGAUCAGCUUUUGGAUUUGUUUUAA
Molecule: messenger RNA, 1161 nt
Organism: Limulus polyphemus (Atlantic horseshoe crab)
Lineage: Eukaryota; Metazoa; Arthropoda; Merostomata; Xiphosura; Limulidae
Product: salivary glue protein Sgs-3-like
Exons: 2
Coding region: 1-1161 (386 amino acids)
Source: RefSeq, a predicted model, not a curated record